This is a messenger RNA of Carlito syrichta (Philippine tarsier), 3534 nucleotides long. RefSeq names its product matrilin 2 (gene MATN2). Bases 73 to 3045 code for a protein of 990 amino acids. NCBI's taxonomy places the organism in Eukaryota, Metazoa, Chordata, Mammalia, Primates, Tarsiidae. The record is from RefSeq and is a predicted model, not a curated record. The transcript has 18 exons. Gene Ontology annotation, molecular function: calcium ion binding.
UUAACCUCUUAAGGGCCAAACACACAAAUGGCAUUUUAAGUACAAGUGGCCUGUUUGAACCCUGAAAGGGUGAUGGGUCUGCAGUCCCCAAAGUUCAGGGAGACCCAGAAAUCUCACCAUGCCCCUUCUUGUGUUGUGUUUGUGACAGCCUCUCUCCUCUUCCUCGUCUUGAAGAUGGAAAAGAUGCUUGUGGGCUGCUUGCUGCUGAUCCUCGGACAGAUCCUCGUCCUCCCUGCUGAGGCCUGGGAACGGGUUCGUGCCAGGGCCAACUCUAGAGACAGACACACUCGGACCCACCCGCAGACAGCCCUGCUGGAGAGCUCCUGUGAGAAUAAGCGGGCAGAUCUGGUCUUCAUCAUUGAUAGCUCCCGAAGCGUCAACACCCAUGACUACGCGAAGGUCAAGGAGUUCAUCGUGGACAUUUUGCAGUUCUUGGACAUUGGCCCUGAUGUCACCCGGGUAGGCCUGCUCCAAUAUGGCAGCACUGUCAAGAAUGAGUUCUCCCUCAAGACCUUCAAGAGGAAGUCUGAGGUGGAACGUGCUGUCAAGAGGAUGCGGCAUCUGUCCACGGGCACCAUGACGGGGUUGGCCAUCCAGUACGCCCUGAAUAUAGCAUUCUCAGAAGCAGAGGGGGCCCGGCCCCUGAGAGAGAAUGUGCCACGGGUCAUAAUGAUAGUGACGGACGGGAGGCCGCAGGACUCAGUGGCCGAAGUGGCCGCAAAGGCCCGGGACACGGGCAUCCUCAUCUUUGCCAUUGGUGUGGGCCAGGUAGACUUCAACACACUGAGGGCCAUUGGAAGUGAGCCCCAUGAGGACCAUGUCUUCCUGGUGGCCAACUUUAGCCAGAUCGAGACGCUGACCUCCGUGUUCCAGAACAAGUUGUGCACGGCCCACAUGUGCAGCGUCCUGGAGCACAACUGUGCCCACUUCUGCAUCAACACGCCUGGCUCGUACAUCUGCAGGUGCAAACAAGGGUACAUUCUCAACUCGGAUCAGACGACUUGCAGAAUCCAGGAUCUGUGUGCCUCAGAGGACCACGGCUGUGAGCAGCUCUGUGUGAAUGUGCCGGGCUCCUUCGUUUGCCAGUGCUACAGUGGCUACACCCUGGCUGAGGACGGGAAGAGGUGUGUGGCUGUGGACUACUGCGCUUCAGAAAACCACGGAUGUGAGCAUGAGUGUAUAAAUGCGGAUAGCUCCUAUUUUUGCCGGUGCCAAGAAGGAUUUGCUCUUAACCCAGAUAAAAAAACAUGCACAAAGAUAGACUACUGCGCCUCACCUGAUCAUGGAUGUCAGCACGAAUGUGUUAACACAGAUCAUUCCUACUCCUGCCGCUGUCUGAAAGGCUUUGUCCUGAAUCCAGAUAAGAAAACCUGCAGAAGGAUCAACUACUGUGCGCUGAACAAGCCAGGCUGUGAGCACGAGUGUGUCAACACGGAGGAGGGUUACUACUGCCGCUGCCGUCAGGGCUACACCUUGGACCCCAACGGCAAGACCUGCAGCCGGGUGGACCACUGUGCGCAGCAGGACCAUGGCUGCGAGCAGCUGUGUCUGAACACGGAGGAGUCCUUCGUCUGCCAGUGCUCGGAAGGCUUCCUCAUCAACGAGGACCUCAAGACCUGCUCCCGGGUGGAUUAUUGCCUGCUGAGCGACCACGGUUGUGAAUAUGCCUGCAUCAACACAGACAGAUCCUUUGCCUGUCAGUGUCCCAAGGGACAUGUUCUCCGCAGUGAUGGAAAGACGUGUGCAAAGUUGGAUGCCUGUGCUUUGGGGGACCACGGUUGUGAGCAUUCUUGUGUCAGCAGUGAGGACUCGUUUGUGUGCCAUUGCUUUGAAGGGUACAUACUCCGUGAAGAUGGGAAGACUUGCAGAAGGAAAGAUGUCUGCCAAGCAGUGGACCAUGGCUGUGAACACAUUUGUGUGAACAGUGGCGAGUCCUACACCUGCAAGUGUUUGGAGGGAUUCCGGCUCGCUGAGGAUGGCAAACGCUGCAGAAGGAAGGAUGUCUGCAAAUCGACCCAGCACGGCUGCGAACACAUUUGUGUUAAUCAUGGCAAUUCCUACGUCUGCAAAUGCUCAGAGGGAUUUGUUCUAGCUGACGAUGGAAGACGGUGCAAGAGAUGUACUGAAGGCCCCAUUGACCUGGUCUUUGUGAUUGAUGGGUCCAAGAGCCUCGGAGAAGAGAAUUUUGAGGUUGUGAAGCAGUUUGUCACCGGAAUUAUAGAUUCCUUGGCGAUCUCCCCCAAAGCUGCCCGAGUGGGGCUGCUCCAGUACUCCACGCAGGUCCGCACGGAGUUUACCCUAAGAAACUUCCACUCGGCCAAGGACAUGAAGAAAGCCGUGGCCUACAUGAAGUACCUGGGCAAGGGCUCCAUGACGGGGCUGGCCCUGAAACACAUGUUCGAGAGGAGUUUUACCCAAAUAGAAGGGGCCAGGCCCCCCUCCACACGGGUGCCCAGAGUGGCCAUCGUAUUCACCGACGGACGGGCUCAGGAUGACGUCUCCGAGUGGGCCGGUAAAGCUAAGGCCAAUGGGAUCACUAUGUAUGCUGUUGGGGUCGGAAAAGCCAUUGAGGAAGAACUACAAGAGAUUGCCUCUGAGCCCACAGACAAGCAUCUCUUCUAUGCCGAAGACUUCAGCACAAUGGGCGAGAUAAGCGACAAGCUAAAGCAAGGCAUCUGCGAAGCUCUAGAAGAUUCUGAUGGAAGACAGGACUCCCCAGCAGGGGGAAUGCCAAAGAGGGCCCAACAGCCAACAGAAUCUGAGCCAGUCACCAUAAAUAUCCAAGACCUACUUUCCUGUUCUAAUUUUGCAGUGCAACACAGAUACCUGUUUGAAGAAGACAAUCUUUUACGGUCUACACAAAAACUUUCCCAUUCAACAAAACCUUCAGGAAGCCCUUUAGAAGAAAAACACGAUCAAUGCAAAUGUGAAAACCUUAUAAUGUUCCAGAACCUUGCAAACGAAGAAGUAAGAAAAUUAACACGGCGCUUAGAAGAAAUGACACAGAGAAUGGAAGCCCUGGAAAAUCGCCUGAGAUACAGAUGAAGAUUAGAAAUACUCUACAUAUUUGUGUCAUUGUAUCAAGGAUUACAAUAAAAGCAAUUCAGAGCCUCAAAGCUCAAACUCUUGUUAAAUUGAGAUUGUGAAGUUAAACAUAGCCAGUUCUGAGAAAGCUGGUUUGCUAUAGAACAAAGACAAAAAGUAGAUACUAACUUGUGUAAGUUUAUUUAGGAAAAAAAAAUCCUUCAUAAUUCUAAGAUGAGUUUACCAAGUAAGAAUAAAUAAGCUAUGCAAGGAUAUACUGUGGACACAACUUGCUUCUGCCUUGUCCUGCCUUAGAGUGUUGUAAUCUCUCAGAUACACUCUGCAAUCUUACUUCUGUAGAACACUGGUCACAGGAAAUGUUAUUUUUUGGUAUUGGACUUUACCUUGAUAUAUGUAUAUGGAUGUAUGCAUAAAAUCAUAGGGCAUAUGUACUUGUGUACCAAGUUGGAUUUUUAUAAAUACAAUAUUAAAAUUCACUACUUCCGAGAA